CCGCUUUGGCUACAAUCAUAUUCCUUUUCUCCACAGCCCUGCUGUCGUUCACAGUGGUGCACUAUAUCUGUGCCUUUGCUGCUGUGGUUUUGUUCUAUAUAUUCUACACACAGCCGGAGGACUGCGCCGAGCACAAAGCCUUCAUCAGUCUCAACCUCAUCUUCUGCAUCAUGGUGUCUGUGGUGGCUGUUCUUCCAAAAGUGCAGGAGGCUCAGCCAAGCUCUGGGCUGCUCCAGGCGUCUCUCAUCUCUCUCUACACCAUGUAUCUCACAUGGUCUGCGAUGAGCAACAACCCCAGUGAGUCUCGCAAACAGAUCUCAUGAGAUGAACUUCAUUGAAUGCU
This is a messenger RNA of Sinocyclocheilus grahami, 343 nucleotides long. Its product is annotated as serine incorporator 3-like. The record is from RefSeq and is a predicted model, not a curated record. The annotation marks the transcript as partial. The transcript has 2 exons. Lineage: Eukaryota; Metazoa; Chordata; Actinopteri; Cypriniformes; Cyprinidae. Gene Ontology annotation, cellular component: membrane.